CUCAUACACCACACACCAAUCCACUGAUACUCCAAAAGAAAGUAAGCGUUUCUAAGAGUUGUUGUAGCAGAAAUCUUGAGAUAAAGAUGGUGGCAGGAAGCUUUAGUUUUGAGAUAGAGUCUCCAGUGGAGGCAAAAAGGCUGUGGAAAGCAACUGUGGACUCCCACAACACAUUGCCAAAGCAAGCACCAGGCAUCAUUUCAGGAAUCACACUUGCUCAAGGUGAUGGCGGAGUUGGCACCAUUCGACACGUUAAGUUCACUCCAGCCAACAAGGAUUUCAGCUAUGUGAAAGAGAAAGUGGACUUAAUUGAUGAGGCCAACCUGGUUUAUGGUUACAGCCUUGUGGAAGGAGGAAUGCUGGGGAAAAAGGUGGCGUCAGUAAGUGACAAGAUUAAAUUCACCCCCAAAUCAGGGGGUGGAUGUAUUACCAAAUUUAACUGCAACUAUGAUAGCCUCCCUGGUGUUCCCCAUGAUGAAGCCAAAAUUGAGGAGAUCAAGGCUAACAGCAAGGGUUUGUUCAAGCAGGUUGAGCAAUAUCUGAUUGCCAAUCCCACUUUAUACUGCUGAAACCAUCAUGGUCCCCCUCUCUCUCAAUGGCAAUAGCGCCACUUUAUCAAUAAAACAUAUCACUAUCUCAUAGUGAUAAAACUACUAGGAUUCCCCUCUUUCUCAAUAAUAAUGUGUGUCUCAGGGCAAUAGUAAAGUUUGGGAACUUUAUCAAUGUAGCCCUAGUUUUGUUUUUCAAUAGUAAAAGAAAAUGUGUGUGUUUUGUAAUAACGAGCCAAAAAGUGAGGCUUUCUUAAGUCUUUGUGGUCAUGUAGUUUUGAAAUAUAAAUAUAUAGCUUGAACUAAUUAUGGCUAA
This is a messenger RNA of Cryptomeria japonica (Japanese cedar), 864 nucleotides long. Its product is annotated as pathogenesis-related protein 1. The coding region runs from base 87 to 569 and encodes 160 amino acids. Gene Ontology annotation, cellular component: cytoplasm; nucleus. The transcript has 2 exons. Gene Ontology annotation, molecular function: abscisic acid binding; protein phosphatase inhibitor activity; signaling receptor activity. Gene Ontology annotation, biological process: defense response; abscisic acid-activated signaling pathway. NCBI's taxonomy places the organism in Eukaryota, Viridiplantae, Streptophyta, Pinopsida, Cupressales, Cupressaceae. The record is from RefSeq and is a predicted model, not a curated record.